Messenger RNA from Engraulis encrasicolus (European anchovy), 4904 nucleotides. RefSeq lists its product as uncharacterized. The transcript is spliced from 3 exons. Bases 3021 to 3977 code for a protein of 318 amino acids. The record is from RefSeq and is a predicted model, not a curated record. NCBI's taxonomy places the organism in Eukaryota, Metazoa, Chordata, Actinopteri, Clupeiformes, Engraulidae.
AGUACAAACUCAGCUUCAAAGAAAUGAUGCAGAGGAAUAUGUGUCCCGGCACCACGAGGAGACCUUUGGCAGUGAGGAGACGACCCAAAUUCAUCUCAGCUAAGGACGUCCAAACCGCCAAAACAAGGAGGAGGAGAGGUUGUGCGUCAUCUCAGCCUGGUAGAGCAGUGACAGGAGUCAAGACCAUGGAGUUCUACUCCUCCGCUCUCCCUCAGUCCCACAGUUCCACACCGAUCGCUCCUUGUAUUACGGUCGCCAGCGCGCUGCAAACGUUGACCGUGUCCACUCCCACUUCCUCGUAUGUGACCCCGCCCCCUGCGAUGACCCUACCCCCUUUUGUGAGUCCUCCCCCAGCACAGACUUCAGGCAACGUGACCACAGCUCACAUGUUAACCCCAACCCCCUUGGCUUCCAGACAGCUGUCAUCUGAGGUAAAUGUUUCCAGUCCUUCCACCAAACUACACACAGGGUCUUCUCUGAGUUCAGUGACAAGCCCAUCCAGGGACCUAAGUGUUGACGACUUGUUUUCCGAUCGGCAUCAAGUCAUAUCACCAAGCUCCAAGUCCUCCGAUCCGGCUCAGGUUUUGCCUGCAGCCUCGGCUGUGUCAACAGCAAAGCCCUCAACUCCGGUUCCAACUUCGUCCAGAUCCACCUCCGGUUCUUCUGCCUCGGCAAGCAGUCAUCCCUCACAAACUGCCCAGAUCAAACACGGGGGUUUGACGUUGACGACUAGCAUUGAUGAUUUGCGAGCGUUGGUCGAUUCGGAUUUAGUACUCACAUCACCAAACUAUGUCACAAAUCCCUUUUCUCAUCCUCUGUCCGCCAAGUGCUCAGAUCCGGCUCAGGUUUUGCCUGCAGCCUCGGCUGUGCCAACAGCAAAGCCCUCAACUCCGGUUCCAACUUCGUCCAGAUCCACCUCCGGUUCUUCUGCCUUGGCAGGCAGUCAUCCCUCACAAACUGCCCAAACCAAACACACGGACCAAAGCGUUGACGACUUGUUACUGGAUCUGGAUCAACUCAUAUCACCGACCCAUGUCACAAAUCCCUCUUCUCAUGCUCUGUCUGCCCAUGUCACAAAUCCCUCUUCUCAUGCUCUGUCAGCCCAUGUCACAAAUCCCUUUUCUCAUCCACAGUCCACCCAUGUCACAAAUCCCUCUUCUCAUCCUCAGUCUGCCAAGUCCUCAGAUCCGGCUCAGGUUUCACCUGCAGCCUCGACUGUGCCAACAAUAAAGUGCCAAGCUCCCGUUCCGCCGCCUUCAUCUAAAUCCACUUCCGGGUCUUCAAUCUCGUCAAGCAGUCAUACUAAUAAUAGACUGUCCAUCUCCGUGUCUUCAGGCUCACCAAGCAGCCAUCUUUCCCAAACAGCCCAAACCAAAUACAGGGACCCAAGCGAUGAUGACAAUUGGCUAUUGGUAGAUCCCUCAGCGGUCCCGAAGACCAGAUCGUUGGCACCGAGCGAUCCCCUCAGAUCCACUGCAUCGAAACAACGAGCCGCCGCCGCUAGUCGCGCUCAGUUCUCGUCCGUUUUGGAGUCGUCUCUGUACGCGUCCACCGCUGGCUCCGCCGCGGCACCGGUGCCACCCCGCUCCAGAAGGAUGUCUCCUCCUCCUCCUCACAUGUCUACCACCACCACAUCCUUCUCAGCCUCAUCAUCAUCAUCAUCCUCACCGGUCUUUUGCUACGCCAGUCCAACUCCACCGCCGAAGAAGGACAAGUGCAUCUUGCUUUGAUUUCCUUAUUGUUUUUUUUUUCUUGAUUGGUUUAUUAUACUGAAUUGAAUAGAUAAUGGCGGGUCUCCACUCCUCCUCCUCCUCCUUCCCUGCCACCACCUGCGGCUCGGGUUUUGACUGCAGCCUCGACUGUGCCAACAGCAAAGCCCUCAACUCCGGUUCCAACUUCGUCCAGAUCCACCUCCGGUUCUUCUGCCUUGGCAAGCAGUCAUCCCUCACAAACUGCCCAAACCAAACACACGGACCUAAGCGUUGACGACUUGUUACUGGAUCUGGAUCAACUCAUAUCACCGACCCAUGUCACAAAUCCCUCUUCUCAUGCUCUGCCCGCCCAUGUCACAAAUCGCUCUUCUCAUGCUCUGUCCGCCCAUGUCACAAAUCCCUUUUCUCAUCCGCUGUCCGCCAAGUCCUCAGAUCCGGCUCAGGUUUCACCUGCAGCCUCGACUGUGCCAACAGUAAAGCGCCAAGCUCCCGUUCCGCCGCCUUCAUCUAAAUCCACUUCCGGGUCUUCAAUCUCGUCAAGCAGUCAUGCUAAUAAUAGACUGUCCAUCUCCGGGUCUUCAGGCUCACCAAGCGGCCAUCUUUCCCAAACAGCCCAAACCAAAUACAGGGACCUAAGCAGUGACGACAAUUGGCUAUUGGUAGAUCCCUCAGCGGUCCCGAAGACCAGAUCGUCGGCACAGAGCGAUCCCCUCAGAUCCACUGCAUCAGCUCGAGCCGCCGCCGCCGCCAUCAGCCGCGCUCAGCUCUCCUCCGCUUUGGAGUCGUCUCUGUACGCGUCCACCGCCGGCUCCGCCGCGCCGCAGGUGCCACCGGCCUCUAGAAGAGCAUCCCCUCCUCCUCACAUGUCCCCUGUCCCCACCACCACAUCCUUCUCAGCCUCAUCAUCCUCAUCCUCACGUCCCACCCCACCUGUCUCUCGCAGCGUCAGCACGCCAAGUCGAGACAUAUACAACACACCCACAUCUCAUAUGUCGACUGCCACCACAUCCUUCUCAGCCUCAUCAUCAUCAUCCUCACCUGUCUUUUGCCACCCCAGUCCACCUCCACCGCCGAAGGACAAGUGCAUCUUGCUUUGAUUUCCGUAACCUCCUGUGGCACGCUGUAAUAGACCAAUGUAAUAGUUAACUAAUAGUACUACACUACUAUGACAGUGCACAGGGCCUUUAGUAAUACAUUACGACUGGGUCAUUGCCAUUCUGGUAACAGUUCAUUUAUAAUGCUGUGUCUUAAGGGGUUAUUGAUUUUUUUUCCCCCUUGAUUAGUUUAUUAUACUGAAUUGAAUAGAUAAUGACGGGUCUCCACUCCUCCUCCUCCUACCCUGCCACCUCCUCAUCCUCCUCCUCCUCCCCUGCCACCACCUCCUCCUCCCCUGUCCCCUGCCACCUCCUCCUCCUCCCCUGUCCACUGCCACCACCUCCUCCUCCUCCUCCCCUGUCCCCUGCCACCACCUCCUCCUCCCCCUCUUCAUCAUCCUCCUCCUCCCAUGUCCCCUGCCACCUCCUCCUCCUCCCCUGUCCCCUGCCACCUCCUCCUCCCCUGCCCCCUCCUCAUCCUCCUCCCCUGUCCCCUCCUCAUCCUCCUCCUCUUCAUCAUCAUCAUCGACACAUCCCACCCCACCUGCCUCCGAGUCGAGACAUGUACAAUACACCCACAUCUCACAUGUCGACUGCCACCACAUCCUCCUCCUCCUCCUCUCACAGCGCCAGCUCUCCUCCCCUGUCCACUGUUACCACCUCAUCGUUCUCAUCAUCAUCCUCAUCAUCAUCCUCACAUCCCACCCCACUUGCCUCUCAAAGUGCCAGCACACCAAGUCGAGACAUGUACAAUACACCCGCACCUCACAUGUCGACUGCCACCAUUUCCUCAUCCUCCUCUUCAUCAUCAUCCUCAUGUCCCACCCCGCCUGUCUCACCACCACCUCCUCCUCCUCCUCCUCCUCCUCCCCUGUCCCCUGCCACCACCUCAUCCUCCUCCUCCUCCUCCUCUUCAUCAUCCUCAUCCUCAUGUCCCACCUCACCUGUCUCUCACAGCACCAGCACACAGAGACAUGGAGACAUGCACAACACACCCACACCUCACAUGUCUACUACCACCAUCUCCACCUCAUCCUCCUCCUCCUCCCCUGUCCCCUCUUCAUCAUCAUCAUCAUCAUUAUCCUCAUGUCCCACCCCACCUAUCUCUCACAGCGACAGCACACAGAGACAUCGAGACAUGCACAGCACACCCGUAUCUGGUGCUUUGUAGAGGACAAGCAGUGUUGGCAGAUGUGUCUGACCAAAUCCCGCCCAAAAGCUUCUCAAAAACAGCCAAAAUGUGUUAAAUUCCGCCCAAAAUCAACAAAUUACAUUGACUUCUAUGGGCCCAAAACGGCUAAAAAAAACCACCAAAUGGCCCAUUUUUCCCUUUUUUCCCCACCGACGCUCAUCCCAAGGGCACCCGCCCAAUCUGGCAACACUGAGGACAGGCAGUGAACACAAGGUGAAAAAGAAGGAGGACUGCAUCUUUCUAUGAUUCCAUUAUUGCUUGUUUCUUUCUUCUUUCUUGAUUGACGUACUAUUCUGAAUGUAAUUGAUGAUAAUAAUGAAAUAAUGUAAUAUUGUGAAGUGUUAUUUUACCAUCUUACGUAAACUACACUAUAGGUGUACAGCCUUCUCAGUGCCAAUUAAAAGUAAUUCAGCAUUACUGUUUUGAUUAUUAAAUGCUACUCCUUUGAGAUGAAUGGCCAACAUCAUCUAAGAAAAGUAAACAUUAAUAAAAUUAUUAUUUAUUACACAGACAAGCCUAUGUGCCAUUGUAAUUGUCCGUAUUAACAUCUUAACAAUAGGCUAGUUUACUUAACGUAAGGCCGACAGAUAUCUCAGCUAUCGAAGUUAUAGUUUCAGUAACAUCAUAUUUGGAUACUACAAUGUUGAUUUCUCCCAUCGAUUUUCAUAUCACAGUAAUACAGUGUCAAACUAAAGAGCACUUCAACAGAGUUGAUCUGGUGGCCGUCAUGGUUAUUUGUUGAUUCACUGGUGAGGACAAGCUGAUCACUGGAAGUAAAUGGACAGCAUUAUGCUAAUGCUGCCCAUUUACUUCCAGUGAUUAUGCUAAGCUAUGCUAAUAAUUCUGAUCCAAUAUAUCUGCGUACGGAAAACUCUGAGAAGAAAAUCAUAUGCACAUUCAUGAAUA